AUGGAAUCUACAAUCACUAACGUGACGCUCGUGCUUGGCACUUUGGGGGUGCUUUUGCAGAUUGAAAUCCUCCUUCUGGCUUUCUGGGUUUUGAGAGUGCAGGGACUUGCGAGCAGUGCCCCCGAGACCACAAAGAUUAGGGAGAGUCGUGUUAGGGACAAACAACAAACAACAAUCAUCCUACCUCAACCUCUCCACUGCCAAAACAAUCCAAAGCGCAAAAUUCACAUUGCUAUAAUUCGAAUAAAUAGCAAAUCGUUUUUCAUGCAUAACAAAAGGGCAAAGGAUCUUGCGAACUGGGCAAAGCUGCUGAAAAUCGCAGAAGAGGACUUGGAGAGUAAUGCAAGGACAGAAAUGCGCUUGCCAAUAAGAGAGCCUUAUGGCAUUCUUCAUGUCUCAAUUGAGAUUUGGCAAAGAGAUGGUUAUCUGGGUUUUUUUUCCGAAAGUACUCGCCAUAGCAUAAGCUUCAGCUUCGAAGCCCUGGUUCCCAAUUUUCCUUCAAUGUCAUUUUAUAGGCAAUCACUGGCUUCCAGCGUCGCAGGCAUAAAAGGCCGGCAUCUAGGACAAACAGGAGAUGGGAUAUGA
Sclerotinia sclerotiorum 1980 UF-70 is the source of this 585-nucleotide messenger RNA. RefSeq lists its product with no specific name. Bases 1 to 585 code for a protein of 194 amino acids. The transcript has 3 exons. The record is from RefSeq and is a predicted model, not a curated record. Lineage: Eukaryota; Fungi; Ascomycota; Leotiomycetes; Helotiales; Sclerotiniaceae.